UUACCUUCCAGUCCACUGAUAAUAAACAUGGAGCGAACAAGUAGCGUUAGGAGAAAAGCCAUGGCCAGACAACAUAAAGGAGAAGUCAUGAUUGCUGGAGAACAACUCAGGUUGAGACUUCAUGAUGGAAAACUUAUAAAGGACCGACGCUAUCAUCUGCGCACGUAUCCCAACUGCUUUGUGGCACAGGAACUUAUAGACUGGCUUGUGAGCCAUAAGGAAGCUCCAGAUCGAGCAACAGCUGUCUGCCUCAUGCAGCACCUCAUGGACCAUGACAUCAUUCACCACGUCUGUGAUAAGAGGACAGUAUUGAAGGAUGCCAAACUGCUGUACCGUUUCCGUAAGGAUGACGGAACAUUUCCCUUCAAUACAGAGGUGAAAAUCUUCAUGCGAGGACAGCGACUCUAUGAACAUCUCAUAGCGGACAAGAACUCCAUUCUGCAGCUAAGAGAGGAGCAUGGUGUUGCAUAUCAGCGCUCCUUUCCUGGCUGCCAGUUGAUUGACUGGCUCCUUCAGAACGGAGAGGCAGAGAGCCGGCGUCGGGGACUGGAGCUGUGUCGCGCAUUGCAGGAGCAUGGCAUCAUUCAACAUGUGGCAAAGAAGCAUGAUUUUUUUGACAGUGGACUGCUCUAUCAGUUCUGCAUCAAUUUUCGCCGCAGACGCCGCCUAUCUGAACUGGUAAAUGAAAGUGAACAAAACGAUGACGAAGGUGUGGCUGUGUCGACACCAGAGGACAACCAUCAUGAUAGUCCAUUUGCUCUGCGCAAAAACCCAUCCCAGGAGGGCAACAGUGCUUUCCAGUCUGUGGGGUCAGGUAAAGAUGUAAAACAGGCUACCAGUGGACGUCGAGGCAGCUUGAAUUCCCUUCAGCUUCACUCUGCUGGAUUUGCACCUCUUGUCCAAAUGUCUUCAGCUUCAGUGGUGAGAUACAAUCCUAAAUCAGUGCUUAGAAGACAUUUUACAUGUGAAGAGAUAUUGGCACCUGGUGCACCUUUCAUCAAGAAAGUGUUGACGGUGAUAGGAGAUGCCCUGGGCUGGGGGUUUGUUGUCAGAGGCAUGGCUCCCUGUUAUGUGCAGGCUGUUGACCCUGAAAGCCCUGCAGCAUCUGCUGGAGUCAAGGUGCGGCAGUUUGUGUGCCAGGUGAACGGACAGUGCGUUCUCUACAUGAACUACAAGACAGUCUCAAGACUGGUGAUGACAGGGCCCCGCAUUGUUGUACUGGAAGUUAUGGAACCACUGGAAUGACAACAACUAUCUUCAAGUCUGUGCCGAGAGGAAAAUUUGGCUGCUUACAGUGGUCUUUUCUUUGCCUCAUCAGAAAUAAAUCUGCCUCUUAUUUGCUUAUUUUGAGAUGACCAAAUUCUGAUCUCUUUCUACCCUGACGAAAUAAGGUGCAAAAUACGCCUAAUAAAUCAGAUGACUUCUUUUGCUGUGCUCAUAGGAUUCUGAGAGGUUUUUCCGCUCUGAGAAAAGAUAAGACAUACAGUUGAGACUUGGAUUUGAUCACUGAGACAAAUUUCUGAAAUUGUGCACACUCAUUCAUAAGUCAAUCAAAAUUUCUUUCUUUCUUUUUCUUGUUAUCUCAUUGGCUGAUUAUUUCAGACAAUGAUUACUACAGUGAAAGAGGAAAAUUAGCAUUUUACCAUCUCAAAUCAGGAUUAGGUUAGAGGUUACAUCUCAGGAGCUGAAUUUAGGAAGUAUGAGGGAAAAUGGUCAAAAUCUCACAUUGAUGUUAUAUUGAGCUCAGUUAGACUAUGUCUGGGAGAAACAGGCUGGACAAGGACAAGAUCUUAUUAUGAAUUUUCCUUUCCUCUGGGUGUCUUAAAGUCUUUGGCUCUUGUUUCAGAUGCAACUACAUUUGCUGGAACUGUAUUAUAAUACUAUGAAUGUAUUUGUUUAUUAAAUUAUAGACUGCUAUAGGCAGGGUACAUGUGCUGAUUUCUGGGGGGAACAAAAUCAAUGAAAAUGGUUACCUGGGUGGCAGCAAGAACAUGAUA
This is a messenger RNA of Epinephelus moara (kelp grouper), 1997 nucleotides long. Its product is annotated as DEP domain-containing mTOR-interacting protein. The transcript is spliced from 9 exons. Gene Ontology annotation, biological process: intracellular signal transduction. NCBI's taxonomy places the organism in Eukaryota, Metazoa, Chordata, Actinopteri, Perciformes, Serranidae. Gene Ontology annotation, molecular function: protein binding. Bases 28 to 1245 code for a protein of 405 amino acids. The record is from RefSeq and is a predicted model, not a curated record.